Messenger RNA from Hydractinia symbiolongicarpus, 1258 nucleotides. RefSeq lists its product as uncharacterized. Bases 76 to 1194 code for a protein of 372 amino acids. The transcript has 3 exons. The record is from RefSeq and is a predicted model, not a curated record. NCBI's taxonomy places the organism in Eukaryota, Metazoa, Cnidaria, Hydrozoa, Anthoathecata, Hydractiniidae.
ACACGAAAAUUUUAUUGAAUAUUAUUUUUAUUUUUUUAUACAAAAUUCUUUAACAAGUAUAUAAAAAUUUUCAACAUGAACGAAAUUUAUCUUUUCGCAUGGAUAGGAUAUAUUCGUUUUACCAAAUUUCAGAAAGAAGAGAACACGAAAGAAGUUUGGAGCAGUUGUCGUGCCAUGAAUUUUUUCAUGAUAUGUUUCGUCAUGUCAAUAGACAUCACAGUUGGUGUGCCACAGCCAAACGCAUGGUACAGCAUGGAACACACGGAUGGCAGAAAUGCGAUCUAUAGUAACAAAAUAGAUGAAAACAUAGCUUUGAAACUUCCUGGAACUACCCUGUUUUAUGACGAAAACCUUAAAUCAACUGCAGCAAAUUUCAGUCAAUCAAACAGCGGCAUCAUAAUAGAUCAGUUCAAUAAAACCUGCCUUACUAAUCCUUCACAAUGCGUUGAUGGUUUUACCUUAUCCUUUUGGAUAAAAUGGAUUAAGCCCACCAAGGAGUUUAUUUUUAGUUCUCAAUCAUUCAACAUGGAACACUUCACAAAUUCAGUGAUUCCAAUCGAGGUAUGGAAUGGUACUCACUCGUGGUCCAUUUUUCACAACACGAAACCAAUUCUUAAUCGCACAAAGGACGGCAGUAAUAGAGAUUGGCAUUUUUAUACUAUUCAAUGGAAUAAAACUUGUCUCAGUGUUUAUAUCAACGCGACAUUCAAUGAAGAAGGAUGCGACACUAGAGAAUACAGUAUACUUAUGUCGGAGACCCCUAUUAAGGAUCGUUUCGCGAUUGGAACAUCAUCAUACGUGCGAAGAUUAUUAACAGCUGUGGGAGUGUUUAUAGAUAACGUGCGCAUAUGGAACCUUCACCUUUCGCAAACAGCAUUGAAUGAGCUGCUAUUAACAGAUCUUGGAAGAUGGAAAACUACAGAAUCAAAGAUAAGCGUCUACGAUGCUCAAGCAAGUCUGUCGACUAUUGGUGAUAGAAAUUACGUGUCAAGCGGAGAGUUUAUCUUUGAAAGCAAUGUUUUAUCUGUGAAUGACUGCUAUAGAUUGUGCCAAAACCACAGGCCAAAUUGUCGUUCAUUUAGCAUCAAAAUUGACAAAAACUACAACAGAACAAUGUGUAGGCUGAACAGGUUGACAAAGUGCGACAAGAAGAGGAACAAGCAAGUUGGAUACUUGUAUUUUGAAAACUUAUGAAAGAAUUAAACCAGUAAAAAAUUGUAGUAUAGCUCUGAUUGUUCAGAUUUUUGCUAAUAACCAA